This is a messenger RNA of Hypomesus transpacificus, 2224 nucleotides long. RefSeq lists its product as uncharacterized. The transcript is spliced from 14 exons. The record is from RefSeq and is a predicted model, not a curated record. Bases 197 to 2224 code for a protein of 675 amino acids. Lineage: Eukaryota; Metazoa; Chordata; Actinopteri; Osmeriformes; Osmeridae.
CUAUAACUACUUUUAUAUGCUCUUGUUCACUUCUUUUUUUAACCUUCUGUUGCAGCUCCAUUAAACCCAUUUGCCCUUCUCCAAAACCCACCACCUGUUUGAUACCAAACCAACCCAAAGGCUCUUUUAAGAACCACAUCUUUCUUUCCUGCUCUAUUGCUCUCUCUAUCUCUCUCUUUCUGUGUCUGUCUGUCCAAUGAUGGCGUCCCAACGUCCAUCAGAUAAUUUCAACCAAGGGGGCAGACUCACUGCUCUCUCCAUCAAGCAAAAACAUUUUUUAAGUGAAGUGAGGAAACGGAGUGAUGGAGCAUCCGGAGAGGCUUCUCCACCGAUUAAAAGGGGAUGUGUAGUUGGUCCACGAGGCAAGCCUAGGGGAAGAUGUGGUGGGCGAAGGCAGGGCUCAACCACUGGAACUCCUUCCAGUGCAGAGGAAUCCUCUCCGGAGCUCCAAACUCAAGAAGAAUUUGACCGAAACAUGGAGAAACUUUCGGAAAUUCUGAAGUCUUGCCCAGUUGCAAUGCCAACAGAGUCCCCACAAACCUUUUCAUCUUGGCCCUCACGUCACCUGACAGCACAAGAGCAUUGGGAAGAAGCUCGGCCAUUUCACCUGAAAUGUCUUCUGGACUCAGAGGAUGUUGGCCAGGAACUGUGCUACAUCUGCCAGAAGACUGCUGUCAUACGGUGCAGAGAUUGUCUUCCUGAGGAGUGGCUGUGUGAGGCAUGUGAUGUCCACAUUCAUAAAAGAUGGCCACUCCACAACAGAGACAGUGUGGUAGAUGGAUUCUUCAGAGCCAUUCCUCCAUCCACCUAUCUAGCUAUUGGUGAAGCUGGGCACUACACCACCCAAGAGCAAGCUUGCAUUUUACCCACAGUGCGUGCUCCUAAAUUGUGUUCCUGUGAGGUCGCCAACGUCACUGUGUUGGCUGGAAGAGCAGUAAUCCUCAUUACCAUGAAUGGACGUUAUGACUUGCACAAACCUGUGUAUUUGUGCAAUAUCUGUAUGCAAAAGUGGACCCCAGAAGUCAGGGACCUGAUCAAAAGUGGUUAUUGGCCAGCUACAACACUUUCACAGACCCUAUACUCUGUUGACCUCCUAAGCUCAUUCCAGGAGCUGAAGGGGAUCUCUCCAGGCUUGUCCAGGCAGGCCUUCACAAAAUUGCUUGAACAUCGCACACAGCGUGCUGGAAGAUCUGGUCAAAUCAACGGGGAUGCACUGCAGCGGAGCUUUCUGGAGUUUAUGUACUGUUCCUUUCAGAAAGAGCAGCUCUGCUGUGUGACCCCAUUCACCUGUCCAGCCUGCACACCACAAACAGUUGCCGUGUCAGUGGAUGGUAACCGUAAGCUUUACCGCUUUCAGCGAUCAGGAAGCUCUGAUGAAGCUGCAUUUUUUGAUGGGCUGUUCCUUGCAAAGGACAGAGAGGUGGCAUGUUUUGUUGACCUCAUCCACAGUGCUGUAAAAAGUACUCAAGGGAGGGGCACAUGUGGUACCUCACAGUGGACAGCCGCAAGGGAGACUUCCAGGAGGGCCAACAAGCUGGAUGAGGAAGGUGUUGAGGUGGCUGUGUGUCGCCACGGAUAUUUGCUGAAAGGCCUCAGCAUGUACAGGGGGGAGAUAUUUGCAUACCCACUGUAUCUACAGAAAGAGCUACAUGCCACCGAAAAUAUCAGGUUCUUUGCAAUGGACGUUGCUUGCAAAUACUGGCCCUACCUAGAAAAGGUGGCUGGUGUUGUGUCAUCUCUCCAGGGGCUCCUUGAUAUGAAGCCCUUCCUCAGCAUCAUGCAUGCGAGAGCCCAUGCCACAAAGUGUGAGAUCAAAUGGAGUGGAAGGAACCAGAGCGGAGCAGGCACAACCGCCGGUGAAGAAGUUGAGCAAGUCAACAGUUUCCUCUCCCGUUGUGCCCUGACAACCAAGUACAUGUCCAAAUCAGCACGUGUGGACAUGCUGACGGUCCAUGCUAUGGUGUGGAACAGGUACAAGGGUGAAACUCUUCACCAGGCCCUCUCCACAAGAUAUGUGAAGACUUGUCAAAGGGCUGUGGUUGAGGCAGCAAAACUGUCCGAGCUCAAGGUGGAGCUACAUUGCUCCGACCAGUUGGCACUGGAGUGGGUUGCUGAUGUUCAGGAUUGGGCAGUAAGCGGUAAGGAUGGCACCCCUCCCAGCAAACCAGUACCACAAACCCUGACCUUCAGACUCUGCAGCAGUCCAUUGAAGGGCUUCAAAUGA